UUCAGUUUCAGGGUUAACUGUAUGAGCUUAACAUUGUGAAAAUAUCAGAAAGCCAUAAAAUGAUGAAUACAGCGUAUAAAGUGAAUGGAAAUAUCGAUAAAAAAUUAAGAUUAGGCUCGACUGAUGAAGAAUUUUUUGAAAACCAUGUGCUUCAUACAGAUAACGAUAAGUAUACUUAUGAAACCAUUACGGAAACUGCAAAUUUUCUUCGACAACAAGUGCCAUUUAAACCUAUGGUAGGAAUUAUUUGUGGCUCUGGCAUGGGUGCGUAUUGGGAUGAAGGCUGCUUGGCAGACGCUCUGGAUGGGAAAAUAGAGUUUCCUUACGAAUCAAUUCCGCAUUUUCCUAGAAGUACGGUAGAAGGGCAUGUGGGAAAAUUAGUUUUCGGUCACUUAUCCGGAGUUCCUGUCGUGUGCAUGAAGGGUCGUUUUCAUUACUAUGAGGGAUAUCCAUUGUGGAAAUGCGCUAUGCCAGUACGGGUAAUGAAACUCCUAGGGGUGACUCAUUUGAUUGCGACGAACGCCGCAGGAGGCUUAAAUCCAAAUUUCAAAGUUGGAGAUAUAAUGUUAGUGAAAGAUCAUAUUAACCUCAUGGGAUUUGCAGGAAACAAUCCUCUACAAGGACCUAACGACGAGCGUUUUGGUCCGAGAUUUCCCCCUAUGAACACGGCUUAUAGCAGGGAAUUAAUCAGAGAGGCAAAAAAAGUUGCUAAAGAAUUAAAGAUGCAGGAUAUUAUCCACGAAGGCGUUUACACUUGUUUAGGCGGUCCCAACUUUGAAACAGUUGCGGAAUUAAGGAUGCUGAGCAUGUUAGGGGCUGACACAGUUGGCAUGUCAACCGUUCAUGAAGUUAUAACAGCCAGACACUGCAAUUUAACCGUCCUUGCAUUUAGUUUAAUUACUAAUAUGUGUAUAACUGAUUAUGAGAUAAGAGAUAAUCCUAAUCACGAAGAAGUCAUCGAUGUCGGAAAACAGAGGGAGGACGUCCUUAAGUUGUUUGUGCAAAAUUUGGUAAAACUUAUUUCAAAAUCAUGCAAAAAAUAAACGUGCAGUCAUCUCAGAAUGUUUUUCUGCU
Anoplophora glabripennis (Asian longhorned beetle) is the source of this 1074-nucleotide messenger RNA. Its product is annotated as purine nucleoside phosphorylase. Gene Ontology annotation, cellular component: cytoplasm. The transcript is spliced from 3 exons. Bases 60 to 1043 code for a protein of 327 amino acids. NCBI's taxonomy places the organism in Eukaryota, Metazoa, Arthropoda, Insecta, Coleoptera, Cerambycidae. Gene Ontology annotation, biological process: nucleoside metabolic process. The record is from RefSeq and is a predicted model, not a curated record. Gene Ontology annotation, molecular function: purine-nucleoside phosphorylase activity.